This is a messenger RNA of Spodoptera exigua (beet armyworm), 2728 nucleotides long. NCBI's taxonomy places the organism in Eukaryota, Metazoa, Arthropoda, Insecta, Lepidoptera, Noctuidae. The record is from the annotation of a GenBank genome assembly.
AGUUAUUCUUUCUUUAUUUAUAAUUAUCUACUUAUUGCUUUUUGCACUCAUGAUUGGCUAUUAGUCACUUCAGGGCGACACAGUGCUGUUUUUAAAAGACGCGUGUAAUCUGUGAAUGUGUUGUAGGAAAACACACUGUGUCCACUAAUGUGUGUAAAACAACGUUAUCAGAUUCCACUUAAGUUAUCAGUACUGUAGGCCACGGGCUAAGGAAUCGUGCGGUUGUUUUUUUGGUUUUCCUUUUGUUUAACAAGAAUUAUAUAUGAGGGUUCUCAAGAUGAGGAGUGUGACGCCGGUGGCUGUGACCCCGGGCGAUGGGUCCGCUAAAACGGAGACGGAGUACAAUAUGAAGUCCAUCAGGUGUCUCCUGAUGAUCAUAACAGCCAUGUUUAUUGUGGUAGGAGGAUUGAUGAUAGUGCUGGGUAUAUCAGUAUACUCCCACUUCCACAGCUUCUCCUCAUUCUACGAAAGUGGAAUGAUCCGCAUGACGCCAUCCACCCUCAGCGUAUUCAUUGGGUUGGCACUACUGAUCAUAUCCAUCUUCGGUUUCUUCGGCAGUUUGAAGCUAAGCACCUGCAUGGUCAACGUGUAUGCGUUCAUCUUGAUGCUGGUGUUCAUCGUCAAGUUAGUUGUUGUAAUACUCGCCUUCACCACAACUGGAUAUGAUAUAUGGAGACACAUUAACGUGCCCGUAGCAAUGUACAACGAUCCUGAGGUUCAACAAGAAAUAGAUAUGCUGCAAUCUAGCUUCAGCUGCUGCGGCAGUUAUUCCUACAUGGACUACUUGGACGUGAUGUUUGGGCCCAACCAGCCUACGCUGCAGGCCACGAUGGUUAUUGAUGGAGACUUAGUCUCCAUGACUUUACCCAGAACGUGCUGCCUCUCCAUCACUGGAGAUUUCUGUCAACGAGUAUCAGGGAUCGGAUGCAAGGACGCAUUAGUAAACGCUAUGGUGCAGAACUCCACUGUCAUCGGUGUCCUCGGAAUAUCCGUGAUGUUUAUCAAUCUCCUCGGCAUAAUAUUUGCUCUGCUCCUGGCUCGUUGUAUACGCAAGCUGAAGAGUGCUAGAGUGUUGCUUGCGUGGAGAGUCCGAGAAAGGGUUAUCGUGGCCCGACAAGCCGAAGAAAAACAGCAGACUGAGGCGAACCAAGUUUACAUCGACCCACAGUCAUCAAGCACAGCAUAAUUUCAAAGCAAAGCUAUCAAGUUAUUUUUAAGGUUUUUUCGCAUUUAUAUUUAAGUAUAAUCUUUACCUAGGCUGUGAAGAAUCGCCUACUAUCAAUUGUUUAAACAAGUUUAUUUUUAUUUUUAAUGACAUUUUAAGUAGUCAUAGGCUAUUUUAGUGUUAAGCACAUGUGAGUAGGUGUCAAAUUUAUAUAUGAUGUAAUCUGUUCCAAAAUAUACCUAUACCUAGGUACUUGCUUAAUUCUUAGGUUAGAGAAGGAAUGGUGUGGAUUUUAGUCAGUCUGAAACUCCCUCUCGCCCAUGGCGUGAAAAGUCAUUCGAUGACCUUCACCCUCAACAAAAGAGGUAGGUACCGACGUAUCAAGUCCACAGUUGUGAAAAAAUAAACUCAGUUGCUCAGUAGGUACUGUACUUACCUACAUCCUAACUUAUCACUGUUGGUCAUAAAACUUGUAUCUAUAUUUGUUUUUGUAAUUAAAUAAGUUUACAAACAUUUCGGUGUAUUAUUUGACACAUUUGAACUUGAAUUCGCAAUAAGAUCAUUGACCAGAUUGCAUCUUAAAGGACCAGCUGCGUUAAACGUUGAAAAAAGAACGUUUUAACGUAGGUAGGUAGCUAAGAAUAUCAAAAGAAGCAAAACAAAGAAAUAAAACUCAAAAUUUGGAGUGCAUAUUUGGCAUUUAUUUAGAAAUCUUAUCAGCUCAGCAACUACAAACAUCUUAGGAACAUAAUAUUAAAGUAAAAUAUUAGGUACAACACUGGUACAAAUAUUAGGGAUGUCAUAUAAUGAGAUGAUUAAGGAUUUCGCGUGGUAGUCAAGUAGCCACUGGGUACAAUAUUUGAUAAAGUUAACCUUGUCAUUACACUGCAAACUUAUUACAGCUGAACUGACUGAAUUAAGAUUAACAUGACAUAUAUACUCACAAGCGACAUCUUGUGAGUUCAAAAUCAAAAUGUUUUAAUCCUUCAAUAUUGCAGGAACAGACAUUCAAUGUUUUAGCAAAGUAAAUGACACUCAUAAAUCUAAUAAAAAAAAAAUAAAACAAUAAUAUUGACUGCUAUCAGAGCGUUAUAAUGCGUAAAAUAAUUUUAUACCUACCUACUUUGCUAAUUACUUGAUAUAUUACAAGAAAAAAAAAACCUUGCAUAGAUUAUACCAGCGAUAAAAAAACAUACGUUUUUUGUUUAUGUAAAUCAUAGUACCUCCGAUUAAAAUGUAUUUAUUUAUUCAUUUAUUAUUUAUGCCUUAUUUUUUAGUCUCGUAUUUAAUACUGGGAUUUUCUAGAACACAUUGGACGCACUUAAUUGCGAUUUAUUUGACAUUCAUGCAGACAGGUUUUAUUACAAAUUACAAAAAAUAAAUAAAACAUAGGUGCAGUAACCUCGGUCAUAGAAUUUACGAUUAUAUAUUUUUUUUGGUUUUUGUUCUUAAUAACGCAUUGAAGUCAUCAUUUUAUUACCAGACUGGAAGAUAAAGUACUAUGAUAUUAUCACACACAUAUCUUAUCUGAAUGACGAAAGAGAAUAGAGCCCUACUUCUAAC